UGUUUAGUGGACAUGGGCAUGUAAUGGAUGUUUUGAUUCUUGGGCUUGGGCCGGGUUUUAUCCAAUUUACUAAUACUAUAAUGUUUUUAUAGAAUUAUAUAACAUAUCUUUUUGUUAUACAGAUAUAUCAUAUAUGAUAUAGUAAAUCUUUUUAUACUUUAAAUGGUUAUUUGUUUUGUUACAUUCUUGAUUUUGUUUAAGUGUUUCCAUGUCCAUAAACUUGUUUCUGGAUUAGUUUUUCCAGUUGUUCAAGUAAAACAAAUAAAGAAAAAUAAGCUAAGCAAGAUUUUCUUUGUCAAGUCAAGGAUAUCUGGUUUAUAUGAAUAUUUGCCUGUAUAUAUUUACAGAAAAAAAUAUUCUGUUUCCAUAUAAUGAUUAUAAUAUACAUUGUAUUAUCAUUUGAUACUUGUAAUUAGAUAUGUUACUCUUUGUGCCAUUAUCUUCAAUUUUAAACAUAUGGUAAUGGUUCUUCAGUAAAAAAAGGUAAUUAUUUUGGCAUGUAGUAAAUAAAAUUUCAGUUAAUUUAAAUAAAUAUAAAUUAUUUCAAUUUUAGUUAUUAUAAAAUUAAUAUAAAUAUCUUAAAACCUUAUAUUUUAAAUGACUGAUUGUUUUUUCUAAUGAUUGAUAUAUAAUUAAAUAAUUAUUUGUCUAAAAUAUUUCUUUUAAAACUCAAAGACAAGUUAUAUAAUAAAAAGGCAAAGCAAAAGGUAAGAGUGGUUAAAACACUAUCAUCACAAACCAAAUAUGUAGAGCCUUUCAAAACCAUAUAAAUAUGUAACUCAAGAUAAUCAUUGGCUUAUUCACAGACAACCAUCUUCAACUGCGAAGCGAAUCUUGUUUUUAGUCCUCUCUCUAAAUCAUCACAUUUUCAUCAUGGACUCAGGAACAAAACCUAAUCUUCUUUCGAAUUUACCUGAUUGCCUUCUGGUUUUAAUCAUAUCUUUCUUACCUUUCAAACAAUCUGUACAAACAAGUGUUCUUGCUAAGCGAUGGAAGAAUCUUUGUCGUGAAACAACAAACCUCGUAUUCAAAGAGUCUGAGUUCGGCCUGAACCAAUUUGUUGUUGAUACAGAGGCCAAACAUUCUGAGAGGAGAGCUUUGUUUGUUAGCGUUAUGCAUCAAUGGAUCUCGAGAUUUACUGGUAACACCAUCGAGACAUUUGAACUUUGUCUACCAGAACCAGUGGGUUUUGAGGAAGAUAUCAUGUCUCUAAUCGAGUUUGCUGCUACCAAACAAACCAAAAAUCUAGUUAUUAAUUUAUCAAGCUCUAAUUCGAGACAACCUCCUGGUGCUCUGCAUAUAAAGUUGAUAUAUAAUCAAAAGAAUGGAUUGGAUAUCACUCGUCUAUUUUCCAAUCUUAUAUAUGUUAGGAACUUGACGAUCUGCCCUUUUCUUCUUGAGAUGAUGAUCCAAGAUUGUGACGAUCCUAUGAAAUUGCACGAUCCGAUGAAAACACGACAUUUGGUGAUUAAGACACAUAUGUACCCACAUGAGUUCGGAGGAAUAACUAUAUUUCUCAAUAGCUGUCCGGAACUCGAAUCUCUCACGUUCGAAACGUAUACUACUGGGCCUAUCGUGAUGUCGCAGAGAUAUUGGCCGCUAAUACAUCCAAAAACGUUUUGGCUCAACAACAAAACGUAUGAGUGUUUGGAAAGGACACUUAAGGCUGUGAAAGUUAUAAACUUUUGUGGCAUCCCGAACGAGUUACAUGUGCUGCAGUACCUGAUCCGAACCGGACGUGUGAUGGAACGGCUUGACCUUCAUGCGGCAAAGACAUUGAACAAUGAGCAAAGGAGGUUGGUACUGACUGCAGCCGAGGAGUUUCAGAAGAUUGUCGAAAGAGGUUCGAGGCAUUUGAGAGUUACUCUACACAAUGCUUGAACUUGAUCAAUGAAGCAUUUUCUCAAUCUUCUAGUGGAAACUGGAACUUGAUCUUUGCUAGUAAUAUUUUCUUAAUUUAAUAUUAAGGGUGGAUGUUCCCCUUGUUUGUUUGGUUUGAGACUUAA
Brassica napus (rape) is the source of this 2006-nucleotide messenger RNA. RefSeq names its product F-box protein At3g62230-like. The record is from RefSeq and is a predicted model, not a curated record. The transcript is spliced from 3 exons. Lineage: Eukaryota; Viridiplantae; Streptophyta; Magnoliopsida; Brassicales; Brassicaceae. Gene Ontology annotation, molecular function: protein binding. Bases 874 to 1881 code for a protein of 335 amino acids.